This is a messenger RNA of Amphimedon queenslandica, 2621 nucleotides long. Its product is annotated as SUN domain-containing protein 2-like. Gene Ontology annotation, cellular component: meiotic nuclear membrane microtubule tethering complex; nuclear envelope. NCBI's taxonomy places the organism in Eukaryota, Metazoa, Porifera, Demospongiae, Haplosclerida, Niphatidae. Gene Ontology annotation, molecular function: protein-membrane adaptor activity. Bases 108 to 2387 code for a protein of 759 amino acids. The transcript has 19 exons. The record is from RefSeq and is a predicted model, not a curated record.
UGGUUUCCAUCACGUGACCACGCGCACAUGCCUUCUGGUACUUGGUCUUCUUCAUAUUGGACUUCCCUUUUAUUUCCUUUCCCCUACCCUUUCAUAGAUAAUUCAUAAUGGCUAGUGCUGCCAGAAGACCAAGAAAGAGUACUAACAAGCGUUUGAACGACAUUCAACAAGAUGAUUUCGUUCCUCGUAGAAGUCCCAGAAUUAACAAAAAGCAUGGACAAGGACUACCCAGGCCUGGUGGGGGUGGAUACCCACUGCUAGUCGCUACACGUCCGAGUCUUAUUUCGUAUCGGAGCGAUACCAGCGUGCUUGAUGAGAGUGGACAGAGCGUCCCUAGUACCUUUGAUAAUGAUACUACCCUUGAUUCAACAACUACUACAGAAACCAGUGUACAACAUGAUCAUACUUAUUCUUCCACAUAUCAUGGCUAUCAGCCUCAGCCUGGAAGAGCCUUUGUAUUAUCUGAUGAUGUCAUUCCAGUUACUAGUAGCCCUAAUAAUAGACUUUAUGGAUUAGAUGUUAGCGAUGAUGAAGAGACCUUUAUCGCAAAAGAAGAUGGUGACGUGGUUCGAUCCCCAAGGGAAUACAAUAGACAUUACAAAGAGAGGACAUUGACUCCUAGGAAACAAGCAGAUGCAGCUGGCGCAUCUUUCCUAACAAGUCUUCUAUCUUUAUUUAUUCGUUUUGUGUAUAGAAUCGGAUCUUUAAUCUAUUUGUUGUCAAACACUGUCUUCUGCUGUGAUAUUACAUUAUUGAACAAGUUAGGACAAAUUUUUAAUGGCCCAAAUGGACGGAGGCAAAGGUUUGGUUUUGUUCUUCUCUUUUUGGCUUUCUUUAUUGUCUGUCUGUGUCUAAUUGUCCCCCAUCUGCCAGCAGCUGCUCCCUCCCUCCCUCCUCCUCCUCCCCCUCCUCCUGUUACUGCAACAACAGAAACUUCAUUCUCCACGAUCACUACUACAGUUGUCCCCUCUCCACCUCCUGCUCCUCCCUCUCCCCCUUCUCCUCCCUCUCUCCCUUCUCCCCCUUCUCCUCCUUCUCCUCCUCCUUCGUCUAUUUCUGAGAAGGAACUCUCCAAUAUUAAGAGUCAAAUCGAGGCACUGAGGAUUAGAGUUGAAGAAGUUUCUGUAAAGAGUAGUUCUGAUGUUCUCUCUCUUACUGACACCUUUAACAGUUUGAGUGUUAAUAAGGAAUUGAAUAAAUUGGAAGCUGCAGUUGAUACCAAGUUAGAGUCAAUCAAAGACAUAGAAAGGAAGAGAACUGAUGUACUUAUUAAUCAGCUUAAGACUGACCUUCAACAGCUCUCCGCUGAAUUGCAGACCUCAAAAGCCGACAGGCAAGCCGCCAUUGAUAGAUUGACGCUUGAAUUACAAAAGAAACCAAGUGGGGAUGGAUUGAGUGAAGCGCGUGUGAGAGAGAUUGCACAAGAUGUGAUCGAGCGGAAAUAUAAAGAGAUCCUGAAACUAAUUGAUAGCCAUAACAAUAGACAAUCAACUGAAAUUGAUGAGUUGAAAGAGCAGCUCAAGGUGUUGCCAACUUUUAAAGCUCAGCUUACUCAGAUUGAAACCAAUUCUGGAACACUUUCGGACAGAUUUAGUGGAAAGUUUACUGAGUUGUCUAAUGAUUUGACGUCACUCAAGGCUAACGAAAUUCUUGGCAAAGAGAACACGAAAAAGAUCAAUGACAAGUUACAAGCUCUUUCCGAUUCAAUGGACCUGUUAGAUAGUCUAGUUCAGAAUCAAGCUACAGUUACUGUCACAGCAACUCCUUCUCCGUCUCCUAAUACUCGACCAGUUGAUGUCAACGAGGAUCUUGUAUUGAGUAUAGUGAAGAGAGAGUUACUCCGAUACAGUGCAGACCAGAUAGAGAGGUUCGAUUAUGCUUUAGAGAAUGCUGGUGGCAAAGUGGUGGGUCAUUCUGAUACUUAUGAUCUCUCGAGGAGUCGGGUUACAUUACUUGGGAUAUCACUGCCUAUUCCGGUGUCAAGACUGUCGCCUGAUGCAGUCAUACAGCCUAGUGUCUAUCCUGGUGAUUGCUGGUGCUUUACUGGCCAGAAAGGAUUUACUGUUAUCAAGCUUAGCCACAAUAUAAUUAUUGACUCCAUUACAUUGCAACAUGUUCCAAAAGCUCUUUCGCCACAUGGGACGGCAGCCAGUGCACCUAAAAAUUUCAAAGUUUAUGCUCAGAACUCAGCCGAUGAAGAGAACUCAGCUUUAUUAGGUAGUUUUACUUACGAGCUUAAGUGUGACAACCCCAUACAGUCAUACUCAGUUGGAGGCUUGGAGGAGCCGUAUAGAUUUGUAAAGUUUGAGUUUGAAUCUAACUAUGGCAAUCCAUCGUACACCUGUGUCUACAGGCUCAGAGUCCAUGGGUCGACAGCACCUAAGUAGGAGCUGGUCGCUGCUUAGGAAGAAACUUGUCUUGAUUUUAUUAUUAUAAUUCAUGGAUGUACAUGUAGUUACGUGUAUUUUCUUUCAGUUAUUAGAUUAUUAUUGUGGACUAUUAAUAUAGUCUUUUCUCCCCUUCCCUUCUCUCUUGCUCCCUCUCUCUUUCUCUCUAUUCUGCGUGUGUUUGAGACCCACUUUGACUUAUGUUUUUUGAAUUAAAAAAUUAUUUUAAAAAUU